Messenger RNA from Parathielavia appendiculata, 1398 nucleotides. RefSeq lists its product as uncharacterized. The record is from RefSeq and is a predicted model, not a curated record. Bases 1 to 1398 code for a protein of 465 amino acids. The transcript is spliced from 6 exons. Gene Ontology annotation, molecular function: protein binding. Lineage: Eukaryota; Fungi; Ascomycota; Sordariomycetes; Sordariales; Chaetomiaceae.
AUGAAGUCGUCGUUGGCUCAUCUCAUCCCCAUAGCCUCGCUUGGGCAUUCCCUGGGCAUCUCUCUCCCCGGCCCGCUGAUUCCCUCUAUUCCUGGAGUCACGACGCCCCUGACCCAGAAUGCCCCUCCGCUCCCAAUCUUGCAGGUUCCCACGCCUCCUCUGGACAGUCCCCCGUUCACGGCCAGCAACAUCAAACCCAAGAAGAUCGGAUACUUCUGGACCGGUGCCGGCGACAAGCAGCACAAGGACUUCCUCGCGACCUACAGUCUGGAUGAUGAUACCUUCGGCACCCUUCUGUGGAUUACCGAUGUGCCCACCAGUGGCAAUGACCCUCACCACCUUGGGCCCUCGAUUGACGGCAAGGCCUUGAUUGGCGGUGGACUCCUGUCACUGCUUAAGACACAGGACACGGCCUUCUACUUCGACACGUCGAACCCCUACCGUCCCAAGUUCCUCAAGAGCAACCGCGGCAUCCUGUCUUCGAUUGUCGACGAGAUCCGUGCCAAGCCCGAGGGCGGUUUCUAUAUCACCUACAUGGGCUCGGCGGUUGGCACUUCGCCUGGUCGUCUUGUUGAGACGGACGCCGACUUCAACAUCAUCCACGAGUGGCCCGAGGACGUUGGCAGCGUGUUGAACAUCCUCGGCGAGCAGUUCAACCCGCACGGCCUGAGCAUCGAUUGGGAGAGAAGGACUAUCCUCACGUCCGACUUUGUCGAGCCCGUGAGCAUCCUCAAGCCCAGUCUCGGCAUCAAGCGUGCCAACACCCUGCGCCUGUGGGACCUGGACUCGAAGAAGAUUCUCAACACCAUCACCAUCCCGGAUGGCGGCGGCAUCCAGGACGUCAAGCACAUCCCCGGCAACCCUGAGGGCGCCGCUCUCGCCACGGCAGUCCACCUCGGCCAGGUCUGGAUCAUCUACCCUGAGCGCCGGGACGCCAACGGCAAGCAGGGCGUUGCCGAGCUGCUGUACGAUCUCGGUCCCAAAGCUCGUGAUACGACCGCCAUCUACUCCGACAUCUCCCAGGACGGCCGCUUCGUGUACCUGACGCUGACGACGGCCAACCACAUCGCGGCGCUCGACAUCAGCGAUCUGAACAACGUCAAGCGGCUCGACAACCCAGACGAGGUGCAGCCGACCAUCGGCCCGCACUACGUCAAGAUCACGCCCGACCAGCGCCACCUGCUCGUGACCGACUACUUUGUGCAGACGGGCGAGAUCGGCCUCAUCAACACGCCCGCCGACUACAAGGCGCUGUACAUUGACAUCCUCGACGACGGCAGCCUGUCCUUCAACCGCACCAUCGACUUUAGCCGCGAGUUUGCCAACCGCGGCGGCGGCCGGCCCCACUCGAGCGUCGUCUUUGAUCUGUCGGAUCCUGAAAACCCGCUUUACUACUAA